AUGACGUCAGCUAUCGUUGUCGGCGAAGGGAAGUUAGCUGCGAUCAUUACAAAACUUCUUUGUUCCUACGGUACUCCGGUGGCGCUGUACGGUGCUGGAAAAAAAACCAAAGAUUCCAUUCAAUCAAUGCUAAAAGAACAUGUGGAAGACUCGUAUCCUUUGCAGUUCGUUGAUGACCUGAAGCACCAGCAAGAAAUGUUGUCACGUCUUCUGGAAAACCUCCGUAUGACAGAUGAUGUCUCGCGACUCUUCGGUGAAGUCAUCGUCGAUGCCACACGUGGUCAAAACUACGCAAUGUUGAGAGCUGUUCGCCGUUUUGUACCUAAUGCCCCAGUAAUGAAUCUCGACGGGAAUUCUACAGAUGAGAAGACUAUAGGCGUGCAUGUCUACGAGCCGUUCGAAGUCACCAGAAUUAUGAAGAUCGUACCUUCUCCUGGAUUGGAUGCUGCUUCUGUAGCUUGUGUACGUGCUCUCCUGAGAAAUGCGAACAUAGUCGAGCUGGACAGAGAGCAGGGAGACAUUGCUGAGAGGGCGUUGGAUGCAUGGCGGAAUCAGGGCAGCGUUGUUCCUCAGCUUCACCAGCUGAUGAACACCAUCAUUCCUAGUCGCAUGUUGGUUGACCGCAAUAAUUCUGUAAUGCAUUAA
This is a messenger RNA of Necator americanus (New World hookworm), 645 nucleotides long. RefSeq lists its product as uncharacterized. The record is from RefSeq and is a predicted model, not a curated record. The coding region runs from base 1 to 645 and encodes 214 amino acids. The transcript has 6 exons. NCBI's taxonomy places the organism in Eukaryota, Metazoa, Nematoda, Chromadorea, Rhabditida, Ancylostomatidae.